CUACUCAUUACUGUUCGAAGUAAAAGUAUCUGCAGCUGUAUUCCCGAAAAUAUGUCAAAACGAAAGUCUGGUAGAAUGUCCGCUGCCGCCGAGGCUAAGAAAAUAAAGGAACAAAGUCCUCUUUGGUUCGAUGCAAACUGGACGUGGUCAGAGCCUGGAUCGAAAAAGGUCGAAAGACUUGUGAAUUUUAAAGCAGACGCUGGUGCACUGUCGCCGGUGAUACAGCUCACCGGCUCCGGUAUUCCUGGAUCGAAGAAAAUUGCCGCUUUCGAUAUCGACAGCACUGUGAUCAAAACACAUAGUGGUCGCAGAUUUGCUAUAGGAUCAAACGAUUGGCAAUUUUGGGAAGAUGAAGUUCCAGAUAAACUCAAAGAAGCCCAUAAUGAUGGUUAUAAGAUUGUGUUUUUUACAAAUCAAGCUGGAAUUGAGAAGAACCAUGUGCGACCGAAAGAAAUAUGUACAAAAUGUGAAGAUAUAAUAGUGGCACUUGGAUUCCCUGUACAGGUGUUUAUGUGCACUGGACAGAACCAGUUCCGCAAACCAAGUGUGUUGGUUUUUGACCACAUGGAGAAAAAUUGCAAUGAUGGAAUUGCAGUAGAUCGAAAGAAAUCGUAUUAUGUUGGUGACGCUGCUGGUCGAGAUAAAGACUGGGCACCGGGUAAGACGAGAGAUUUCUCCUGCAGCGAUAGGAUGUUUGCAGCAAACUGUGGAUUGACGUUCUACACACCAGAGGAGUAUUUUCUGGGUGAAGCGGCAGUGCCGUUUCAGUGGAGGUCAACUGACCCUGUAGUGGAAUUGAAAAUGGCCGAAGGAAAAGCACCAGAAAAGUAUCAUUCCUUGGAGCAAGAGAUGAUAGUCAUGGUUGGUUUCCCAGCAUCUGGGAAGAGUACGUUUAGUAGAAACUACCUGGUGCCGCACGGAUAUCAAGUCGUCAAUAGAGAUACAUUGGGAACACAAAGUAAAUGUAAGAAAUCAUGCGACGAAUCUUUGAAAAAUGGUAAAAGUGUUAUUAUUGAUAAUACCAACCCUGCUAAACAUGUCAGACAAGAGUAUAUCAACAUAGCGAAAAAACAUGGAGUUCCGAUUCGUUGUUUCUGGUUCCAAACAUCACUGCCAUUGGCGCACCACAUGAAUCUCUACCGACAGACGCAGACAAACGGAGAUGUGCGGAGGGUACCGGAUGUAGGCUACAAUGUAUUCAAAAAACACUUUGAAGAACCAGACUUGGAAGAAGGAUUCUCUGAA
Saccoglossus kowalevskii is the source of this 1245-nucleotide messenger RNA. RefSeq lists its product as uncharacterized. Gene Ontology annotation, molecular function: polynucleotide 3'-phosphatase activity; double-stranded DNA binding; ATP-dependent polydeoxyribonucleotide 5'-hydroxyl-kinase activity. Lineage: Eukaryota; Metazoa; Hemichordata; Enteropneusta; Harrimaniidae. Gene Ontology annotation, cellular component: nucleus. The record is from RefSeq and is a predicted model, not a curated record. Gene Ontology annotation, biological process: DNA repair.